This is a messenger RNA of Funneliformis caledonium, 477 nucleotides long. The record is from the annotation of a GenBank genome assembly. NCBI's taxonomy places the organism in Eukaryota, Fungi, Glomeromycota, Glomeromycetes, Glomerales, Glomeraceae.
AUGUCAUUGGUACUCAGUUCGGACAUUAACGUUGAAGACACCGAAUCCGGUGGGCUUGCCGAGGACUUAUUAUUAAUCGUUACUAUCUUCACAUCAAUACACAAUGGAUUCAGAUCAGCCAAGAAUCGAACACGAAAGAUACGGAUUUAUCCAACGCCUGAAGAAAGAGAAAAGCUAAGAAAGAGGAUGGGAACCGUGAGGUGGACAUACAAUAUAGUACUUGAGAUGGUGCAGGAUGACGGGAUCACUGACAUGAGCGUUAUACGAAAGCGUUACCUGAACAAUAAAUGCUUCACUGAAGAAUUUUUAUGGGUAAAAGAGACUCCUAGGGAGGUACGUUCGGAUUGGAAUAGGAACAGAGGAGAAUACGCGUUCCUAAAGAGUAUCAUCACCUCAGAACGACCACCAGAGAUCAAUAACACGGGUUUCGUUCCCGAUGGUCAAUUAAUUGAGUGGGGCAACGGUGAUAUUGGCAAA